Antechinus flavipes (yellow-footed antechinus) is the source of this 2014-nucleotide messenger RNA. Its product is annotated as spidroin-2-like. Bases 1 to 1065 code for a protein of 354 amino acids. The record is from RefSeq and is a predicted model, not a curated record. NCBI's taxonomy places the organism in Eukaryota, Metazoa, Chordata, Mammalia, Dasyuromorphia, Dasyuridae. The transcript has 5 exons. Gene Ontology annotation, molecular function: ice binding.
AUGACCUGUGAGAAUCAAGAGCCCCCAUCAUGUCACAAUAAGGUAUCAGACCUCCCGGAGCCCAAGGAUGCGGCCGGCCCGACAGACAGACGUCCGGUGAAGGAGCCCCCCCGGCCUGGCCGCCGCUCUGAGCUCACGUCCUCCUUCCCCGGCAGGGACCCGCACGCAGCUCAGCUCCUUACCUGGGAUUGCCGCUUUUCCCUCCUUCAGCGGGAGCGCCGCAUUGACACUGCAGAUGCGGGCAACGGCGGCGUCACCGAGCGCCGCCCAUCGCCCAAGUCCGGCGGCUCCCCAGCCCCGGGUGCCCGGGCGGCCGGGCUGGGAGCGCUCUCCCCUGGCACUGCAGCUCUCCCCGACCAGUCGGGGCUCCUGCCGCCACCGUGGGCACCCUCCCCGCCCCCCGACGCGGCCACCAGCUCCGGAGGCAGGCGUCAGCUGGCCAGGCACCCUUCGCGUCCCUCCCGGAGGGCUCGGGGGGUAGUGCCAAGGGACUUGGGGUUCGGCAGCUGCUCCCCAGGGAGGCUGGGUGCUGCUUCUGCCGCUGCCGCUGCCGCUGCUGCUGCUACUACUGCCGCCUCUGCUACUGCUACUGCUAGUGCUGCCGCCGCCACUGGAGCUGCUAGAGCUGCUGCUGCCGCGGCUGCUGCUGCUGCUGCUGGGGCUGCUGGGGUUGCGGCGGCGGCGGCGGCGGCGGCGGCGGCUCCAGGGGCUGCUACUGGUGCGGGUCCUCUGGGCUGGCCCCCUGGCCCCUCGGACGAGCUGGUAGGAAAGUUUGCAGGGGGCAGCGAGCUGAGCUGCCGCUGGCUCGGCCGCCGCCGCCGGAGCUCACAGGCUGCCUGCUGCCGCCGCGGCUCGCCGCUGCUGUGCAUUGAAGCCCGGCCAAGCGCUGCAAAAACUCCAGCUGCCUGGCGCUCUCCGGGUCCUCCUCUCCUCCCCCCUCCCUCCUUGCUUUCCUCUCUCCCUCCCUCCCUCCCUUCCUUCUUCCCUCUCUCCCUCUCCUCCCCUCCCCGCAGCCUGCUCUCCCUUUCCCUCUCCGGAGCUCUCAGGCUCCGAGCCUGCUACUGACAUCUAGACUGAGAGAGAGCUGCCGGCAGAGGGGGCCGGGGGCCGUGGGCUCCCCCAGGACUCACCACGGAUUCUCGCUCCCAUACACACACACUCGGAUAUACGUGGAUACAGGCUGGAGCAUGUGCUGACCCCCACCCCGAAAACCGGCCGGAGACGCAGACACAGAUGGAGGCAGAGCUGGGCACGGAGAAUGAUGGAGGCACACAGAUGCCAAAGCAAACCUAGGCACACGAGGACUCGGAAACUGGGCCACAGACUCGGGCAGUCUGAGAACCACAGAGCCACCCAAUCCAGGGACAGAGAAAUGAAUGCCAUGUGGUGCCUGAAGAGUAAUAACAGAGCCAAAUGACAAGGAAAGAAUGAGGCAGAAAUCUGAGAGAUACAAUGGGCAGUAAAGCCUCUGGAAAACCGAAAUUGUGGCGCCACCUGCAGGAGACCAGAAAUAUCAGCAUCUCUUCAAGACACCAGCUGAACGUGGACGGAGAGGAGAGAGGAGGCAGACGUCUUCCGCAGUGUGCGACUGCAGCCCCAAGCUUCGGGUCACGAGGGUGCUGAAAUAAAACAUUUCUCAGCUCCCCUUGGCCCCUGUUUUCCUAGUCGUCUCCGUAGCUUCCCCCAGGCAGGGCUUAUCCUGACAUGACACACUCCAGCAUCCUUCAACCUGCAUCCUCCUUUGAAACGAGCUAAUUCAAUUUUCCAUCCACUCUACGCUAGCAAGAUGCCGAGAUGUUAAUAAUUCAGUCAACUAAACGGAGCCUGUCUUUCCUCCAUUUAUUUGAGAGUUAAAUCCGUCUCCAGCACAACUAUGCUUGUUUCCAGACUCAAAACGGGACCUGAAAGAGGGAAGCGCUGAGAGAAAGGGAGAGAGGAGAAGGAGCCGAUCUUUGUUUCCUCAUGUCUGAUGCUGAAAAAUAAAGCUCAAUUUAUCAUGCUGAUAGUACCAAAA